GAUAAUGGAUGAAAAUGCUAAGCUCACUUCUAUUUGCUUAUCAAAUGAUUGCAAAUAUGCCUUGGUGAAUCUAUCCACAAGGGAGAUUCAUCUAUGGGACAUUGAAGAGAGACGAAUUGUUCGUAAAUACUAUGGCCAGAAACAGGAAAGGUUUGUUAUUCGGUCGUGUUUUGGUGGUAUUGAUCAAGGGUUCAUCGUCAGUGGUAGUGAAGACUCUAAUAUUUACGUGUGGCAUCGAGAGCAUGCCACAAUGAUCGAGAUCUUGUCGGGUCAUAAAGGUGCUGUUAAUAGCGUUAAUUGGAGUCCGGUUAAUCCAUACAUGUUUGCAUCUGCUGGAGACGAUCACACAAUCCGACUAUGGGGUACACCCAAUGCUACGGAUCAUAAAGGCAAAAUGAAAACAUCGUGA
This is a messenger RNA of Scutellospora calospora, 409 nucleotides long. Lineage: Eukaryota; Fungi; Glomeromycota; Glomeromycetes; Diversisporales; Gigasporaceae. The record is from the annotation of a GenBank genome assembly.